Molecule: messenger RNA, 657 nt
Organism: Suillus subalutaceus
Lineage: Eukaryota; Fungi; Basidiomycota; Agaricomycetes; Boletales; Suillaceae
Exons: 2
Coding region: 1-657 (218 amino acids)
Source: RefSeq, a predicted model, not a curated record
AUGCCAGGUGUCACAUGGACUACACCAGAACAGAAGGCCUUUCUGGAGAAAUACUACAGCCCUUUCUUAGAGGCGCAACUCCAGGCUACUGUCACCCGUUUCUGGAUCCUCCUAUAUGCUGAGUUGUUUACAAAAUGGCCCGAUGUCAACGAAUUAUUCAAGGGUCAGACUGUACCGGUCACGCUGUCUGAGGAACAGAAUAUUGCAUUAGGAAAGGCAGUAGAUGCCAGGCAUAAGAAAAUUUGCACAUGGUUCAAUAAUCAGUCCCAGAAGAGCGGUAAAGCAGCUGUGAAUUCGAUGACGAAAUCGAUGACGAAGCUGAUGAAUAACAGAGCUAAGGGUACACGAGUACAUAGCGAGGUUGAGGUCUUCUCAAAAAUGAUGUACAGAGAGAGCGUACAAGAAGGGGUGAAGAAGGAAAUUGAGACGGGUGCCCUUGUCACAAAAGAAGAAAAGCUCCUCGGCAUUAGGGAACUCACCAGGAAGGCAUAUAAAGCUUCUAGCGAUGAGGUUCGUGCUUUGUGCAAAGCAAAAGUGCAAGAAGAACAAGACUCUAAGACUCAAGUUAGAGUCCUUGGGGGACUUAGAGGGGAAGGAAGUGUGCCUCCUACCAAUGAGCAAUAUCCAACAUUAGACCUUCCUCUUUCAGCUAUCUGA